This is a messenger RNA of Schistocerca cancellata (South American locust), 1281 nucleotides long. Its product is annotated as poly [ADP-ribose] polymerase tankyrase-1-like. Bases 38 to 1207 code for a protein of 389 amino acids. The record is from RefSeq and is a predicted model, not a curated record. Gene Ontology annotation, cellular component: cytoplasm. Lineage: Eukaryota; Metazoa; Arthropoda; Insecta; Orthoptera; Acrididae. Gene Ontology annotation, molecular function: ubiquitin protein ligase binding. The transcript is spliced from 4 exons. Gene Ontology annotation, biological process: regulation of proteolysis; proteasome-mediated ubiquitin-dependent protein catabolic process.
GGCAGGCGUGUUUGUGGACGCAACAGAAUCGACUACGAUGGCGGCCGGCAGCGAAGCUCAGCAAAGCACACCGGUGUACCUGGGCGCCCUGCUGGAUGACGGGGAGGGCGCCACCGUCACUCUGGUGGCGGGGGAGACGCGGCUGGUGGUGCACAGGGCAGUCCUCAUGGCCGGGAGCCCCGUCUUCGCGGCAAUGUUCCGCCACGACACGGCGGAGUCGCGCGGCGGCCUUGUCGACGUCGCAGACGUGGACGGGCCGGUGCUGAGGGAGCUGCUGACGUACCUGUACACCCUCCGUGCCCCGCAGCUGGCGAGCCUGGCCCCCCGUCUGCUCGUCGCCGCCGACAAGUACGGCGUGGCGAGCCUGAAGGCGCAGUGUGAGCAGCAGCUGGCCGCUGGGCUGACGGUGGACAACGCGGCGGCCACAGCUGUUCUCGCGGUGCGACACUGCUGCCCCGGCCUCCGGCAGACGGCCGUCUCUUUCGUAAAGGGCCACACGCACCGAGUGAUGGCGACGCAGGGCUGGGCUGACGCAGUGCGCACCCAGCCAGAAGACGUCGUCGAACUCGGCAAGAUGCUGGCGGAGACGCCACCGGAAUCCAGCUCGCCCGCCAGCCCCGGCCCCAGCGCCGCCACUCAGCCUCCCAGCGGCGCGGCUGCCCGCCACACUCCGCCGCCUCCUGACGACGCGGCCGUCUCUCGCCUGCGGAGCCUCUCUCAAGAGGAGAGAGGGAGGAGGCUGAUAGAGGCGGCCGGGCAGGGCGCGGCGGAGCAGCUGCGCGAGUUGCUGGCGGCGGGGGCGGACGUGGGGGCGAGGAAGGAGCUGUUGGGGAGCAGCUGGACCGCCCUGCACGAGGCAGCACGCAGGGGUCACGUGGCGGCGGCCAGCUGCCUCGUCGGCGCCGGCGCGGAGGUCGACGCCAGGGACAGCCUGGGGCAGCAGACGCCCCUGCACUGGGCUGCAGACAAUGGCCGCGCUGGUGUGGUGCGGCUGCUGGUCGGCGCCUCUGCUGACCCCAACGCCAGGGAUCGGUGGGGGCGGACGCCCCUGCACAGGGCGGCAGAGGAGGGCGAGGCAGGGGCGGCGGCUGAGCUCCUGGAGGCGGGGGCGGACAGGGGGGCCCGGGAUGAGCGUUGUAGGACCCCCCUGGACCUCGCCAGGCAGAGCGGAAAGCAGCAGCUGGUGGAUAUGCUGACACAACGCUGACAUACGGCACUCAGGAAGCACAAUCAGUUACAUCAUAUGCGUUGGUCUUUCAAAUAAAGAAUACAAAAAAUCAA